Messenger RNA from Brassica napus (rape), 1838 nucleotides. RefSeq names its product cellulose synthase-like protein B3. Gene Ontology annotation, cellular component: plasma membrane; trans-Golgi network. The coding region runs from base 1 to 1749 and encodes 582 amino acids. The transcript is spliced from 7 exons. Gene Ontology annotation, molecular function: cellulose synthase (UDP-forming) activity; mannan synthase activity. NCBI's taxonomy places the organism in Eukaryota, Viridiplantae, Streptophyta, Magnoliopsida, Brassicales, Brassicaceae. Gene Ontology annotation, biological process: plant-type primary cell wall biogenesis; cellulose biosynthetic process. The record is from RefSeq and is a predicted model, not a curated record.
AUGUUCGUAACCACGGCGGAUCCGGUUCGGGAGCCGCCGAUUCUUGUUGUGAACACCGUGCUUUCGCUGCUAGCUGUGAAUUAUCCGGCGAAUAAACUAGCAUGUUAUGUUUCAGACGAUGGAUGCUCACCUCUCACUUACUUUUCUCUCAAGGAAGCUUCUAAGUUCGCCAAGAUUUGGGUUCCUUUCUGCAAGAAAUACAACGUCAGAGUUAGAGCCCCUUUUAGAUAUUUCUUGAACCCUCUGCCCUCUUCAAGGGAUUCUGAAUUCACUAAAGAUUGGGGACUGAUUAAGACGGAGUACGAGAAGUUAAGCCGGAAAGUGGAAGAUGCCACUGGAGAUUCCCAUUGGUUGGAUUCAGACAAUGAUUUCGAAGCUUUCUCAAACACAAAACCUAUUGAUCAUUCAACUAUAGUCAAAGUAAGAGUAUCAGGGUUAAUGACAAAUGCACCAUACAUGUUGAACGUAGACUGUGACAUGUAUGUAAAUGAAGCAGAUGUGUAUUUGGGACGAGGAAUUGCGGGAAUCCAAGGACCGAUAUUUACAGGCUCUGGAUGUUUUCACACUAGAAAAGUUAUGUACGGUCUUUCUAUCGAUGAUUUAGAUGACAGUGGAAGUCUUUCUUCAGUUGCUACAAAGAGGAUGUUAGCUGAGGGGAGUCUAGCGAGAGAAUUUGGGAGUUCUAAAGAGAUAGUGAAAUCGGUGGUCGAGGCGUUACAAGGAAAAUCAAAUCCCCAACAAGCCAUUACAAACUCCAUAGAAAUAGCCAAAGAAGUGGGGAAUUGUCACUAUGAAUACCAAACCAGCUGGGGCAAAACCAUUGGUUGGUUAUACGAUUCAAUGGCUGACGAUGUAAACACAAGUAUUGGAAUCCAUUCGAGAGGAUGGACAAGCUCAUACAUUUCUCCAGAUCCACCAGCAUUUCUUGGCUGUAUGCCGCCAAUGGGACCGGUGGCCAUGGUCCAGUGGCAGCGAUGGGGGACGGGCAUGCUCGAAGUCUUUUUCAACAAACAAAGUCCGUUGAUGGGACUAUUUCACCAAAAAAUGAGAUUCAGACAACGAUUGGCUUACAUUUCCAUUUCUAUGUGGGGUCUAAGGUCAAUCCCUGAGCUCUUUUAUUGUCUCUUGCCUGCAUAUUGCCUACUACACAACUCUGCCUUAUUUCCCAAGGGACUUUGUUUAGGUAUAAUCGUCACACUUCUGGGGAUGCAUUCUCUCUACACGCUAUGGGAAUUUAUGAGGGUUGGUUUUUCCGUACAAUCAUGGUAUGUCUCCCAAUCAAUUUGGAGAAUAAAGGCCACUUCUUGUUGGUUAUUUAGCAUCCUUGAUAUCACACUCAAGCUUCUUGGAAUCUCGAAAGUCGUGCUCAUAGUCACCCAAAAGACUAUUCCUGAGUCUAGGUCAGGGUCAGGAGACGAACCAACUCAGCGUAUAGAUCAUGGCUUAAGCCCAUCUUCCGGUAAAUUUGAAAUCGAUGGCUCACUUUAUUUCUUGCCAGGCACAUUUAUUGUGUUAGUAAAUCUAGCCGCAAUAGCCGGUUAUUGGGUAGGUCAGCAAUCGUGGAGUUGUAAGCAUGGAGGUGGUGGUUCAGGUUUGGCCGAGGCAUGUAUUUGUGUCUUGGUGGUUAUCAUAUUCUAUCCAUUUUUAAUGGGCCUGUUUAAGAAGGGGAAAUAUGGUAUCCCGUUGUCUACUCUAUCUAAAGCUGUCUUUUUAACAGCUUUAUUUGUUGUUUUCUCUGUGAGAAAAUAGUAUAGUGAUAUGAGUUUGCUUGGUAAAUUAUCCUGACACUGUCUCAAAAUUCAUAGUAUUAUUUAUGCAACUAGUGUCAUUUAUCACCA